GAUGCGGGGACUUGCAGAGCGGCUCCUGCCCGGCGUCGUGGUCCCGAAAGCACGCGAGCCGCGGGGAGUCGCCGCUGGAGAGGGGCUCGGCGCCCGGCGGGGACUGCAGGCGAUGACUCAGGAUGCAGCCAGGGGCCACGACGUGCACGGAGGACCGCAUCCAGCAUGCCCUGGAGCGCUGCCUACACGGGCUCAGCCUCAGCCGCUGCUCCACCUCCUGGUCAGCUGGCCUGUGUCUCAACUGCUGGAGCCUACAGGAGCUGGUCAGCAGGGACCCGGGCCACUUCCUCAUCCUCCUGGAGCAGAUCCUGCAGAAAACCCGAGAGGUCCAAGAGAAGGGCACCUAUGACCUUCUCGCCCCCCUGGCCCUGCUCUUCUACUCCACUGUCCUCUGCACGCCACACUUCCCACCCGAUUCAGAUCUCCUUCUGAAAGCAGCCAGAACCUACCACCGGUUCCUGACCUGGCCUGUUCCCUACUGCAGCAUCUACCAGGAGCUGCUCACCUUCAUUGAUGCUGAACUCAAGGCCCCAGGAAUCACCUACCAGCGACUGGUGAGGGCCGAGCAGGGCCUGCCCAUUAGAAGUCACCGCAGCUCCACCGUCACCGUGCUGUUGCUGAACCCAGUUGAGGUGCAGGCUGAGUUCCUCGCUGUGGCCAACAAGCUGAGCACGCCCGGGCACUCGCCCCACAGCGCCUACACCACCCUGCUCCUGCACGCCUUCCAGGCCACCUUCGGGGCCCACUGUGACCUCCCAGGGCUGCACGGCAGGCUGCAGUCCAAGAGCCUGGCCGAGCUCGAAGACAUCUUCACGGAGACUGCGGAAGCUCAGGAGCUGGCUUCUGGCAUCGGGGACGCAGCCGAGGCCCGGCAGUGGCUCAGGACCAGGCUGCAGGCGGUGGGAGAGAAAGCUGGCUUCCCCGGCGUGUUAGACACUGCCAAACCUGGCCAGCUCCGCACCAUCCCCAUCCCUGUCGCCAGGUGUCACACUUACAGCUGGAACCAGGACAGCUUCGACAUCCUGCAGGAAAUCCUGCUCAAGGAACAGGAGCUACUGCAGCCAGGGAUCCUGGGGGACGAUGAAGAGGAGGAGGAGGAGGAAGAAGACUUGGAAACGGACGGGCUUUGUGCCCAGAGGGACUCACUGCUCUCCACCAGCUCGGCGGUCUUCCACGACUCCGACCUGUCCCUCGCCUCCUCCCAGGCCUCGGGGCCCGCCCUCUCCCGCCAGCUGCUGACCUCCUUCGUCUCGGGCCUCUCAGACGGCGUGGACAGCGGCUACGUGGAGGACAGCGAAGAGAGCCCCACCGAGUGGCCCAAGAGGCCGGGCGGCCAGGAGCGCCGGGGCCACCGCAGGCCCGGGCAGAAGUUCAACAGGAUCUAUAAACUCUUCAAGAGCACCAGCCAGCUGGUGCUGCGGAGGGACUCCCGGGGCCUGGAGGGGGGCUCGGUCUCGGGCCUGCCGCUGCGGCGGGCGGGGAGCCUCUGCAGCCCCCUGGACGGCCCGGUGCCACCGCCGCCGCCGCCGCCCCCCGCGCGGGCCCAGCGCUCGCGCUCCCUGCCCCAGCCCAAGCUCAGCGCCCAGCUGCCCAGCUGGCUCCUGGCCCCCGCCUCGAGGCACCAGCGCCGCCGGCCCUUCCUGAGCGGAGACGAGGACCCCAAGGCGUCCACACUACGCGUCGUGGUCUUCGGCUCCGAUCGGAUUUCGGGGAAGGUGGCUCGGGCCUACAGCAACCUGCGGCAGCUGGAGAACAACCACCCGCUCCUCACACGGUUCUUCAAGCUUCAGUUCUUCUACGUGCCCGUGAAGCGAGGCCAGGGGACCGGCUCCAGUGCCUGCCCCGCCCCCGCCAGCCAGACGCCCCCACCCCCCACAGACUCCCCGAGGCACCCCAGCCCUGCGGAGCUGGAGAGCACCAAUGACAUCUCCCACUACCUCGGCAUGCUCGACCCCUGGUAUGAGCGCAACGUGCUGGGCCUCAUGCACCUGCCCCCCGAAGUCCUGUGCCAGUCUCUGAAGGCGGAAUCCCGGCCCCUGGACGGCUCCUCAGCCCAGCUGCCCAUCCUGGCGGACAUGCUCCUCUAUUACUGUCGCUUCGCCGCCCGGCCGGUGCUGCUGCAGGUCUAUCAGACAGAGCUGACUUUCAUCACCGGGGAGAAGAUGAAAGAGAUCUUCAUCCACUCCCUGGAGCUGGGUCACUCUGCUGCCACACGUGCCAUCAGGGCUUCGGGUCCUGGCAGCAAGCGUCUGGGCAUCGAUGGUGACCGCGAGGCCAUCCCUCUAACACUACAGAUUAUUUACAGCAAGGGGGCCAUCAGUGGACGAAGCCGCUGGAGUAACAUGGAGAAGGUGUGCACCUCUGUCAAUCUUAGCAAGGCCUGCCAGAAGCAGGAGGAGCUAGGUGAGGGGGCGCGGGGCGGGGGGGGGGGGGCGCGACAGGGCGGCGCCGCCCCUCAGAGCCUGGCCUGAGCCGCCCCUGCCCCUCAGACUCCAGCAUGGAGGCCCUGACGCUAAACCUGACAGAGGUGGUGAAAAGGCAGAACCCCAAGUCCAAGAAGGGCUUCAACCAGAUUAGCACAUCACAGAUCAAGGUGGACAAGGUGCAGAUCAUCGGCUCCAACGGCUGCCCCUUCGCGGUGUGCCUGGACCAGGAUGAGAGGAAGAUCCUGCAGAGUGUGGUCCGGUGUGAGGUCUCACCUUGCUACAAGCCAGAGAAGAGCAGCCUCCACCCCCAACCCCAGAGGUCCCUGGACCCGCCAACACAGGCCCCGCCGGACCUCUGCUCCCUCCUCUGCCUGCCCAUCAUGACGUUCAGUGGAGCUCUGCCCUAG
Molecule: messenger RNA, 2833 nt
Organism: Odobenus rosmarus divergens (Pacific walrus)
Lineage: Eukaryota; Metazoa; Chordata; Mammalia; Carnivora; Odobenidae
Gene: PIK3R5
Product: phosphoinositide-3-kinase, regulatory subunit 5
Exons: 18
Coding region: 123-2471 (782 amino acids)
Biological process (GO): positive regulation of MAP kinase activity; G protein-coupled receptor signaling pathway
Cellular component (GO): phosphatidylinositol 3-kinase complex, class IB
Molecular function (GO): 1-phosphatidylinositol-3-kinase regulator activity
Source: RefSeq, a predicted model, not a curated record